CGCUUUCGCUGGUGCCGAAAAUAUAUUUGUUGCUCCACCUCGCUCCUGCCGCACUUAUCAGCGACAUGCAAGCGCCGUUCGUCGUCCUCGCAGGGCAGCGGCUAAUCUCUGGAUGCGAUCGACGGCGAUAAAGAAAUCACGAGCCUUGCCCUUUCUUCGUCAUCUUCUCCGACAGCCCAGCGGUGCUCGUUCGAAUCGCCUCGGGCGAAAGCAGUCAUCAGCUGUGAGAUGAUCGUCAAGCGCCGCCGUACUUACGUUGCGCCGUACUGACACAUCAGGCUGUGCGCCUCUAGUGUGUUGACGUCGCGUCGUGCAAUUUUACAGCGCGGCUUUUUUGUGUGUUCGUUUUCGCCUUCAUUCAUUCGUCGGAGGCGAUUGCGCCGGCCCGGCUGGGUAUUGCGAACGCGUGAACGCUGUUCGGGCCAUGCCAGCGGCAGGACUUACGACGACGCCUGCCGCUAAGUCGCACCUGUUGAGCCCGGAAGGCGCUGACGCCGUGUGCUGUGGACGUAUCUCGCUGCCGUUCGGGUUAGCGUCGACGGCAUGACGGCGCGCUGACGCUCGACCUGUCAAGACCGACGACGCAGCCGUCCGCUGAAAGUCUGUGUUGGCGCAUCAGCCGAACAGUCGCCAUGUCGCACCGGCUGAGCCUAUCUAAGCUGACGGGUGGUAAGGCGACGUCGCAGCCCACGCCCGUCAUGUCAUUCCGCUACAAUCCAUGCGACGAGGACAUCCAAGAGCUGCAGCCCAUUGCAUCUGCCAGGGAUAACGACGUCCCUUCCCAGCAGCAGCAGCAGCAGCAGCCGGCACAGGGAAGCAGCAGCUCCAUCGUGGGGACGUCGAGUCAACCUGCAGAGCGCUCCGCCGUUGGGACAGGCUUCCGGGAUGCCUCCGUGGAAAGGAGGCACUCCAUCGGUCCGGCGCCCGAGAGGCGAGCGACGAGCGCACCGGAUCUGGACGUCCUGGACCACCCUCUUGCGAACGUUGAGAGGGAAGCCACGCCGGAGCCUCCCGAUGUCUCGAGCAAGACUGGCGGGGCAGCACCUGCGGCCGACGUUGCUGCACCAGCGGAACCGGAGCACUCCAAAGUGGAGUCGUCGCCAGUCAAGGAAUCUAUGAAGGACUACCUCUCCAAGUUCAGCAAGAAGGCAAGCAUAUCUCACUCCACGAUCGAGGCCCACUUGGCCGCAUCGCCCAGCGUGGGGGCCACUGCCCCUAGCGACCACGACGGCUGGUUCACGGGCCUCAAGGGUCGGUUUAGGUGGCUCGAAGAGAAGCGGCAAGGCGCGCGACUGCUGCGCCGGGACGAAGACACCAAGUCCACGACGGUCGGGACGAGCGAUGUCACUGGCGUGACGAUUGGGACCAUGACCGGCUCGACUGCGCUGCACGACGAUGAGACGACGUCGAUCCGUACGGCGGGCCACGCGCUGGACGAGUGCAAGGAGGCAACAGAGAAAGGUGACGACACGAGGACGUGCAGUGGCAGGCAAUUUGUCAACAGCGGCACCGACGACAUGCCCGACCCCGAUCUCACUACAUGGGAGUUCGUCGAGCAGCCCGAGGGGCCCCUGAAGCACCCCAUCCCGUCUCCGUUGCCCACGGUUUCUCGCCACUUCUCGCACGCGUUCCGGGGCCCACAGACGCCCAACCUCACCGUGCUCGUGCACGCCAUGAUGAAGACCAACUCGUUCCUCAUCUCGGGCCUGGUCGGCCUGCUGGCCAUGGUGCUGCCCAUGCCGUCGUUCCCGAGCGGCUUCGUCGUCGGCUGCGUCGCGUCCUUCUUCGUGUUCAGCUUCCUGUGGUACCUGCUGGUGCCGACGCAGGAGCGGCACCCCUUUGAAGUGCCCGAUUACAGCCGGAUGCCGCCACUGAGGGUGCCACGGCAACCCGCGGGUGACUCCAGUCGGGACAACAACUCGUAUGAGGGUUGGAUGUCUCAGCUGCCCUUCGACAGCGAGUAUCACAUCGAGACGCACCACAUGAACAACACCCAGUCAGUGCACCUGGUGCUGUCUGGGAACACGCUGCGGCUGCGCUGGCCCAAGCAUCCGGUGCCUCGCCGGGCCAUGUGGAACGAAAAGCGCCCGGAGCCAGUUUUUGUGGGCCAGCGCCACUUCAGCCUCACUUAUGCCAAAGUUACACUGCUUCCGGAAAAACUAGCGCGGGACAGGCUGUGGAACAAGAAGUACCCGAUCUGCCUGCUGAUCCCGUCUGAGGAGCACCACAUGAGACAGAUGCAGCUCGACUCCAACAACCAGGACGACGCAGCGCCCCACGCGGGUUCAGACGAGGAUUUCAACGUCACAGUCAAGGACCUCUACGUGAGGGACGCCACCCGCGAAGACGCUGACGCUGCCACUGCGUCUUCCAAGGACGACCUGACUGGCCCCACCAAUGCCGUGGCUCGCAAGGACUCGAGCCAGGAGAGGGCUUCAGCACAAACGAACGGUUCAGUGUCGAAGGAAUCUCAGCCACCGACGCUUGCGUCGCCCUCGCCGAAGAUGGAGCACGAGGUGCUGUACCUGUUUGCGCGGACGUGCCGGGAGAAAGAAGAGUGGUUCCGGAGGUUCCAGCAGGCCAUCAUGUAUGGUGACAAGGAGCCAAGGGCGAGGCGGUCGUGCUUCGAAGAGUCUUUCAACCAGGUCAUCACGUACGACGCCUACAUCGAGGAGCUGCAGAUGAGGCACCGCGAGCAACAGUGGAUCCCUCCGUACGUCACGACGGCGAAGAGUUCGCUUCUUCCGACGUCGCAGGGCACUGCUCUCUCACAGGGUAUGAAGUCGGACACACAGUGGUUGAACAUGCUGGUCGGGCGCCUCUUCUUCGACGUCUUCACCCAGCACGAAUGGGCUGACGUCGUUCGGCAUCGAAUCCAGAAGAAGCUCAACCGCAUCAAGGUUCCUUUCUUCAUGGAGGAGCUGAUGGUGACUGACAUCCACCUUGGCUCGCAACUACCAUACGUGCGGCGCACCUCUGAGGCCGUGGUGGACAAGCGGGGCGUCUGGGUCGACAUGGACGUCACCUACAACGGGGCCUUCUACAUGACCCUCAGCACCAAGUUGAACCUCAUGCGGCUCAAGCGCUCCCAGACCGAGGAGAUGCAGAGCCUCGCCAUAAACCACGAUGCCUACGACGACGAGAGUGCCGCUUCCUCCUCGGACGACGAGGGAGCCACCACCGACAAGGGGGACACGAGCACCUUAUCGAGAGACCCUAGCUCCGCGACGGGCACGGGUAAGAAGCUGCUGGAGCUGGUGGACAAGAUAGCGCAAUCUCGCUACUUCCAGCAGGCUACCGAGAAUCGCUACAUCAAGCGGAAGAUGGAGGAGGUCUCCAACACACCCCUCGUGCUCACUGUUGAGAUCAGCCACCUGGUGGGCACAGUGGCCCUCAACAUCCCACCCCCACCCACUGACCGCAUCUGGUACGGCUUUCGCACUCUGCCCAAGAUGCAGCUGGUGGCGCGACCCAAGCUUGGAGCCAAAGAGGUCACCAUUGCCCGGGUCACAGAGCGCAUAGAGAAGAUGCUCUUCCUCGAAUUCCAGAGGAUUUUUGUCAUGCCCAACAUGGACGACUUCGUAGUGCCGUUUAUGUACAGCGACAUCAAAGAAUCAUGAGGUGCAUUUUUGUGCACGGCCCGUCCCCAUCAAAAAAAAAGAAAAGUGAGAACGGUGGCAGACGAUUGCAACUUUUUGUCGUCUGCCGCAACGACACAGUGUCCUUGCACAGUUUUGGAGAGGACGCCCACAUGCGCUCAGAGAUUACGAACUUUUUCCUUUUUUUCCACUAACUAGUGAUAUUAUAUACUGGUGUUCUAUGUACAUUUCUUUUUUUUUCGUCUCUUUGCAAUGUUCCUUUAUAUUAACUGACUUUUUAUUUUUUCCAUGAAAUCUAUUAACACAGAUCUGCAAUCACUGUUCUGUUGUAUUUGGUCAUUUUCAACGCACAACUUUACUAUAGCUGCAGGAGUGAUAACAAGUUGCACGUUUUCAUUGUAUGAUUAGUGUAUUUUUAUUAACGUAACCUUUCUGCACUUUAGCAUUGCUAGCGUUUUGAUCACCCUAUUCUGUUUCCUAAAUGUUUAUAUGCAUUGAAACAACUGCGGCUUCUUGGGUGAAAAAGUGUAUAUGUUGUGUUCAAGCGAUUCAUUGUGUUAAUACAUGUUGUGUAGAUUUUUUUUUGUACGGUUCAUACUUCAUGUUCAAAAUGUUAAUGUUCCAGACGUGCACCCUAGUUAAGUGUGCAAAUAUAUUAGAAGCACUUUUAUUUUCAAGUAUGUUCAAGUUGUCCUUUUGAAGACAAUCCGCAGCAAUUGCAGCUGAUGACGCUCAUAGUUCCUUUUUCGUUGAACAUUGCGACCAUAAUGUUGCAUUUGUUGGGCUUGAUUGAGGCUGUCUUUUUAUGCCUAAUGCGAAGGUUUUGUUAGGCUUAGAGUUCGUUAGGCCUAACAUUGAAAUUCUCAUUUGGCCUAAUGUGUAGGGCUUGAGAAAUCAACUUGAGUGCAUGUGUGGGUAGCCAGUCCUUUCCGUACAAAGUCUUUCACAACCUUUUAAAGAGCUUUGCGUUCACCUUGGAAGGUUGCUAGAAGCCUUCCGCGAAGCUUUAAUAUGAGCUUGGGUCUACAGGUCCCACACGACUGCACUGGACACGAUAGUGGCAAGAGAAGCAGUACAAGGUGAUUGUUUGAAGUAGUGUUACGCGGGAAGGAAUGAAGUUUGCACGCUGAAAGGUUUUUACCACUAGGUUUUUACAAAAGGUUGCGAGGAGGGAGCAAGUUCAGUGCGUCUUCCAUAAACUCUUCUCCGAAAGAAAAGUGUCGCAGUUUUCCACAGCGGCGAAUGCGCAUGUUGCAUUCAGUUGCAGGUAUCUCAGGUUAAAGCCGCGACAAGGGGAACUUGUUGGCGGUGGCUCCGCUGUGGAAGAUUUCUGCGAAAUCAUACAUCGUUUUAACAUGUACCUCGCCGUUAAUUUUUUUUUCUCGGUGCCGUUUUUGUAAUUCGUGUGUCAGGUGUCGUGUGUACUUCCGUGCAACCUGCGAUGCAGCUUCCUGCACCACAGACUCCCUAUUGUACAUGCAGUAUGUGGCGCAUUUUCAGCUAACCUUGUAACUUUUGCUCACGAGGCGUCGGUUUGGUUGCAUUUGGUGGGUGUAUUUUCAUUGUCUGGUGAAAUACUCUUUGCAAGCCAAGAAAAAAAAAAGAUGCUGAGAUUCUUUAAUGGUGUUUGUCUGUUUCGUAAUGUUGCCACUGGUGUUUUAUGGCGCCUAAGUGUGGUUUUCAUUUUUGUAACCCCAAAUUCUGUGCACCAUACUUCCUAUCUCCUCCUAUGUCGCUUUCUGCUAUGAAUGAAUUGUAGUUUCCUCAGAAAAAAAAAAAAUGUGGGGCUCUCCAAGUUGUACUUUUUCUAUCGCACAUCGAAACCUGGUUGCUCUGUCGUUAAUGCACACACUUCUCACUGGGAGGGUUAAAUGUCGAUGGCGAAAAAUAACUGCGGAGCUUUUACUUGGUGUUUGGUCUCGUGUAGCAUACCCCAUUUGUCACUUAGGUGUUAACUACAUGUUUCUUACUAGUGGUAGCAAGUGGGAUUUCUUUGGUUUGGCGUGCUUCAGUGGAAUGUACGUUAAGUCCUCGUGGCUUGUCACAGGUGUCGGGCUGCAUGUUAAGAUUGCUAGUAGUUUUCAAGUGUGCCAGAACCAAAUCAGCAUGGUGUGAUGCAUUGUCAAUGCGACAACACCUGAGCUUAAUAUAUCUCGAUGGUGCAAUCUUCAUUUAAAGCAUAUAUACACCCUUCUCAGUCAGUCUGUUGUUGUAGUCUAGUUUAUGUUUGCACAUGCUUAGAAAGGUGCGUUUCCUUUGUUCCUUUGCAACCUUUUUAAGACACUAUAUUGUUUUCAUUUAGAUAAUUUGCUGAAAAAUUGAUGUCAGUAGAGAAAGAUGUGUAUUCAUAUUUAAUAUAUAAUCACAAUGUAUUCUCCCGCUUGUUCCAUGUUUACCGUUUCUCUGGGGCUCUGAUCCCACGUGCAGCCUUUGUCAAAGGUUUACGAGCCGCAUUAUGUGUAGUCAUUCAGUCGGGGCUGCUGGUCAUUUGAUCUUUAAGUGCACAACAGCCCAAGAGGCCGACUCCGAAAAAUCCAGGCUUCUCCUCUGCAAUCGUUGUGGGCGUGUAGGAUGUGUUAGAGAUCCCAAACCAAACGUUCGAGCUGCAUUUUUCUCUCUGAUGUAGCCUCCGCAUCUCUGACGAGGGAGGGCUAUGCACACCUUGGAUGCAUUACAGCAACAUGCAGGCGCUGGCAAGGAGAUCGUGAACGUUUGAUGAAGAAACACGGGCACUAGGUUAUGAAGAAAAUGAAUCUUUAGUUCUGUUUAUCACAGAGAGGAAAAAAAUAUUAACCGAUUCAAACUAAGUGCUACGCAAGGCCUGUUUUUGCACGUACUUUCGUUCCGCUGUGCGGUCAAUCACUGAUGCACAAACAGUUUACGGUUUACAAAUUGGCAAGCACGCACAAUCUUGUAAGAAAACGGCAGCUCAUGUUCCGCGCAAGAUUUACAAGACCCUCAUGACCUUCACACAUGUCCACGCUCGUCCAAUUUUAUUGUGGGCAUGGCUCACUAUGGCAAUGCUAAGGUGAGUUUCAGUACAUUCGGCACGGCCGCACAUCGAAACGCAGUGACGCAGGUGUGCAGGAGCGCAGCGCUCUAGCUGUUGUACAGCAGAGCAUGAGUGGCAGACUGCGGUACUGCAGCGGAUGAUGCAAAGUGCCUCCUUUGGGUCUCUUUGCAUGUGUGCCGCCUCAAUUUCGAUUUUCCGCUGAAUGGACUGGUGCUUCCUAGCAUGUGGUAACGCCAAGCCAUGUUCACUGUAAGAACCGCCACGCGCGUGCACACCCUUGGCGCCACCGACUGUAGUUAUCGGUAGGUGAAGCUGAGAGUAUUGUCAACUGCAAACUCGUCUGUACCCUGGUUGUUGGAGCGAGAUAGUUGGAGCAAGUGAACUGUAAAUUGAGAUAAUCCCCGAUCUCUCUACCAAUCGUUUUUGCAGGUUUUCUGGAAAGAAGUGCCACGUUGUUCCGUCCAAAGCUUGUGAGGUUGUUGGCGCCAUAUGCGGCUUUGUAUUGAACACAUUCCUUUUUUUUUUUACUGCAACUAUUUUUCAACGUUGCUCGCGGCUCGUGAAGCUGCUUUUUUUGUUUUGGGGCACUCUGUAAAAACUUGCGGAGGAAUUUUCUGGUGUGCUUUCGCUUAUGUUUGUGGCAGUCGUAGCGUCAGAGCUUGGUUGUAACUUGUGGAAUUUGAAUUUCCUUGCAUUCUUUCUGUCAAGCAACUUGUUUUUGUAUAAUUACAGCUUCCAUGAACAGAAGCUUCCCUUUUUUUCUUUUUUUUCCUUGAGGUUUAAAGUUUCUUGCACUCCAGAAGGUGCAGCAUAUGUUGUAGUCAAAAGCAUGCAGACCGAGAGUGUGGCCACAGCUAGCGUAGCCGUUAAAGUACUGUAUCGCUCGCACGGUAUGGCAGUACGAGAUGGAAAUGGGAAAUAACGGGCUGUGGAAAUGCUGGUUCUUGGCGUUUCUCAGAUUGCAAAGUCGUAAACCAUUGAUGUCAACCCUUUACAUAAUAGUGGGGAACUUCAGUUAAAUUUUUUGAAAAAAAACUUCCGGGCAAGAAAGCUGAGCUCCACAAAAUCUGGAACUCCUGUGCGAUCCUGGCAGUUGUGCCCACACAGAAUGCACAUAGGUGUGGUGUACCUUAUUAGAAGGCUUCUUAAUUCGAUAACAUGUACAUAAGACUACAUUCAAUAGCUCAACAUGCAUUUUCUCUGCAAUCUGCAUUAUUUUUCGGAAGCUGCUGUAUGGGACAAGGUCACUUUAAGACGGCUCAAUCUCUCGUGUUCCCUCUUCUUCCACAUGUUGAAUCUACUAGCGGCUUUGAGCAUUUUUUUUUUGUUUUUUUUUUUCAGGAUUAAGCCCUUAAUUUUUUUAAUCUCUAGUCUCUAUGGUGCUUAAAACUAUAUACCUUUGUGCAGCACAAGCUAGAAGUCCUACAUUUUAGUGAAAUAUGUUUGUGCUAUGUAUGUGUGUAUGUGUGCCUAUGCUUGCAUCCCAGCCUGUGGCAUGUUCUAGUCUGUCAACUAUGGAUGUAUUGGGCCAAUGUGGGGAAGGGGUGGUAUUCCACGGCAAACUGCAGAGAGCGUGCACUCUUUUUUGCUUCACACAGGAAGUUGGCACACGCACCUGUCAUAUCAUUUAUUAAAACAUCCACAAGUUCUGUA
Molecule: messenger RNA, 8265 nt
Organism: Rhipicephalus microplus (southern cattle tick)
Lineage: Eukaryota; Metazoa; Arthropoda; Arachnida; Ixodida; Ixodidae
Product: testis-expressed protein 2
Cellular component (GO): endoplasmic reticulum
Molecular function (GO): lipid binding
Source: RefSeq, a predicted model, not a curated record